Molecule: messenger RNA, 629 nt
Organism: Saccoglossus kowalevskii
Lineage: Eukaryota; Metazoa; Hemichordata; Enteropneusta; Harrimaniidae
Product: ribonuclease P protein subunit p14-like
Biological process (GO): tRNA 5'-leader removal
Cellular component (GO): multimeric ribonuclease P complex; nucleolus
Molecular function (GO): ribonuclease P RNA binding
Source: RefSeq, a predicted model, not a curated record
AUGGAGAGAAUUGUUAGCAAGGGCCCGGCUGAAUACUUCUACAUCAAGACAACUCUAGAGUUCAAAGAUGAAAAUACCAGUAUAGAUGUAUUGUUAUUUAAAGCUAUUAUUGUCAAGGCCUUACUAUCUCUCUAUGGUGAGGUAGGAGCAGCAAUUACAGUGGAUGUCUUGAAAUUUAAUGACAGAUUGGAGGCUAUUUUACGAGUACAUAACAGUGGUUUCCGUAAAUUAUGGAGUGCUUUAACCCUGUAUAGUUGUUAUGGCGACAAGCAGUGUGUAUUUCGAGUACAUCAGGUAUCAUCCUGUCUCAUGGCACUGGCCGUCAACACAAGACAAGAUGCCAUUCUCUGAUCAACAUUUAUUUGAUACUUUACAUAAAUUGCUUUUUGAACGGUGAACAAAUGCAACUACUGUUGAUUUGUUGUAUGGGGAAUCAGGGUUAAUGAUGUUUAUGUUGGGGUGGCUAAUCAUGUACCUCUUUUGGUCAUGUGACAUUCAUUCCAGUAAAUCAACACAUCUCUGCCUUUCAUUUUUAUUGUAAACCAGCUACAUUUGUAUUGAUAUGUGUAAUUGAUACAGAUAACUGUACCUUACACCUUGGCUAUUACUGUACAGAUUUACUUCAAGUG